Molecule: messenger RNA, 5143 nt
Organism: Salarias fasciatus (jewelled blenny)
Lineage: Eukaryota; Metazoa; Chordata; Actinopteri; Blenniiformes; Blenniidae
Product: protein FAM126B
Exons: 13
Coding region: 260-2116 (618 amino acids)
Biological process (GO): protein localization to plasma membrane; phosphatidylinositol phosphate biosynthetic process
Cellular component (GO): plasma membrane
Source: RefSeq, a predicted model, not a curated record
AUCAUACGGAGCUCCUGCUGGCGGAGAGAGGCGCCGUUUCAAGGGAAGAUACUCGACCUGAGUGACCGCUCCGGGCGACCACCACCUCCUUUGCUUCCCCGACACGGUCUCCGUGUGACAUUCCCACCAACAGCUACCUACCGAGUGAGCCUCCGUGAGUGACAGAUGUGUGACACUGUGGAGAACCAUUCCCCUCUCCUACUGGAGAUCUGAGUUCUGGGACGCUGAGCCACAGAGAGGGGGGGGGUCUCUCAGGAAGAUGCUGGGCUCGGAGCGCGGUGUUGUGGAAGAAUGGCUCUCAGAAUUCAAGUCCUUACCGGAAACUCACAUCCCCAGCUACGCUGGCAGCCUUCAUCUGAAGAAGUCCCUGGUGCCGGCGCUCUACAGAGUCAUCCAGGACCCCAACAACGAGCUGCUCGAACCAGUGUGCCACCAGCUGUUCGAGCUGUACCGGAGCUCCGAAGACCGCCUGCGACGCUUCACCCUGCAGUUCCUGCCCGAGCUGGUGUGGGUCUACCUCCGCAUCACAGCCAGCAGAGAUCGGCAGAGCAAUGGCUGCAUUGAGGCCCUCCUCCUGGGCAUCUACAAUCUGGAGAUUGUUGACAAAGACGGCAACAGCAAGCUCCUCUCCUUCACAAUCCCUUCUCUGUCCAAACCAUCGAUAUACCACGAGCCUUCCAGCCUGGGGUCCAUGGCUCUGACGGAGGGAGCGCUUUGUCAACACGACCUGAUCCGUGUGGUGUACAGCGGCCUCCAUCCUCAAAGAGAGACCUUUACUGCCCAGAACAGGUUCGAGGUGUUGUGUUUCCUCAUGCUGUGCUACAACUCUGCUGUGGUGUACAUGCCCCUUUCUUCCUAUCAGUCGGUCUGCAGGAUGAGCUCACGGUUGUGUGUCUGCGGUUUCCCCCGGCAACAGCAGAAGCUUUGGAGGGAACCGUGUAACCGCGUGCUGCUGGACCCCGAGUUCAUGGUGCAGAUGCUGACUGCAGUUUACCACGCCAUAUACAAUGGAGAGUGGGAGAUGGGCCGAGAAGCUCUGGAGGACAUCGUGUACAGAGCCCAGCUGGAGCUUUACUCCCAGCCUCUCCUGCUGGGAAAUGCAAUGAAGAACUCGCUGCCAGAGAGCGCUCCCGACGAGCCGCGGGGGCGCAAGGUGCUCCAGGUGGAGGUGACACCCACCAUCAGCCGUAUAUCCAUCUCGGCCAUCACCACCGCUUCCAUCCGACGCCACCGCUGGAAGAGAGAGGAUUGUUUUGACUACACAAGCGAUGCAGAGUUGAGCCUCACCGUCAAUCCUCCUAGCCUCGCCCAGCACCACCACCACCACCAGCACCAGCAGCAGCACCCUCCCUGGGACCCCGCGGCUAAAGAGGACAGAGGAGGGCGGCAUCACAGCCACCACAGCAGCAGCAGCAGCAUCAUUCCCCCCAUCACACUCGAGGAUGCUGAUGGCAUGAGCGGAGGUGAGGACUCCUUCAACAUCAACGACCCAGAUGAAGGUUUCUCCUCCGGGGCGUCCAACAGCAGCCAGCCCAGCGGCACCAAGGCCGGCGGUGGCGGCGGCGGCGGCGGCGGCGUGGGGCCGCGGGGCGGCAGCCUCAACAGCAGCAGCAGCAGCAUCAAGAAAGCCAUCGCAGCCCGGCUGUCCCGGGACAAGGAGAGAGAGCGGGAAAAGGAGCGGGAGAGGGAGGCGGAGAAGCAGGCCGAACUGUCCGCCGAGCGCCAGGCCGCGGCGAGGAGGCGCCACCAGCGGCAGCAGUCCCCUCCGGCCAGCAUCGACGUCGACGCCAUCCACCUCAGCCCGAUAAAGAAGCACCUGAGCUUCCCCGUGGGGCCGGCGCUGGUCCGGACUGGCAGCACCUCCUCCAGCAAGUCCUUCGACUGCAUGAACUUCAGCCUGAACGGGAACGGGGUGGAGCGGGGCGAGGCGGCCGGAGGCUCCGACAAGGAGGGCGGGCUCCCGGCGAGCGGCUCCCACCGCCACUCCACCAUCAGCCUGCAGGAGGAGCACCUGGUCCGGCCGGAGGAGGCCCGGGACCUCCUGUCGCCGGGCGCCCCGCUCACCAAGCAGUCCCGCUCGCCCAGCUUCAACAUGCAGAUCAUAUCACAGGUCUAAUGUUCAGUGCAGGGAUAGGAAGACACACACACCCACACACACACCACACACACCACACACAUGUUACACACACAAACACACACACGUUACACACCAAACAUAUAAACAAUGCAGUUUUUCUCUGCAACUCUUUACAGCUCCGCUAUGACAACUUCUGUCUACCUAUCUGUCUGAUUGUGUGAGUGUGUGUGUUUGUGUGUGCGUGUUUAGGAAGUAGGAACACAUUUUUCGUGUGUCACAUCCAUUCAGCGUACAGCUGCGACCGUCUGGUAGGUGAAGUUUAAAACACACGGAAAGCUGUAAGUCACAGCUGAGUCCAGCAUGUCACUGCAUCGCCCCGUCUGACCCGAGCUCACCAUUACACACACACACACACACACACACACAUACACUCUCCACAGGAAGACACCACAGGGGGAUGUUUGCAGGAGUCCGUAAGGCCAGAUGUUGGUCGUGUUUGAUGUUUCACAUAUUUUUUUUCAGUUCCUGACUGAAUCAGUCGAGACGAAUCAGCAAUAACUCUCGCCGUCAGGCAGAGUGGGGAUUAUUGUUCCGUCACUUCAUUCCUUCCCCGUCACCACCGGGCUCACGUGCAAUCCUUCUCUCCGAUUUUCUUUCUUGCGGUUUUGAUUAAUUCGCAGAUAGAUUUAUGAAUGAAAAUUCUUCACAGAUUUUGUUGUAGACCACAAUCCAAAGAGUUUAAAGUUGUUGUCAUUGCUUCUUCUCUUCACUUGUUAGUCAAGAGAUUUUCGUGGUUAUCACUCAAUCAGUUGUGAUUCUUGUUUCAGGCAAUCACUUGUAUGUUUUUCUGCACUAAGAAUAUUUGAUUUUUAAAAUCAAACUUUUAAGAUUGUUGUAAAAGGAAAGAAAAAAAAAACUGGAAUGUGUUUCGGGUUUGUCCUCGCCCCGAGCUUUUUACCUUGACAAAUCUAAUGAAACCCUCACUGUGCAGCUCCAGGACUGAGCUCUGUCUGGAGAGUUGUCGUGAAAUAUGGAGCUUCAUGUCGGAGGAGAGGAGUUCGACUGUAUCUGAUGUUAGAUUGUUGGUCUGGUUCAAACCAUUCAGUGGAUCCUUCCAUCUGAAAGCACCGGGUGGUGUUACUGCAGGCUGUGGCUCAUGUGUGGAGUCUGAGCUGGUGAAUCGCUGCCCUCUGGAGGCCGGUGGUCGUCACUGCACGUCAGCGUCACCAUGGUGACCCUCUCCGGUUGGAUGCUCAUGAAACAUUUUGUUCUACCUCAUUGUGUGUUAACCUGCCACUCAGACACAGGCCUCCCAAUCAGAUGCAGCAGUGUGCGGAGCGUGUUCGGUUUGAAAAUGAAGGAGGAGGAGGAGGAAAGCAGGUCUGCGCGCCCGUUUGAGGAAUUGUAACUGAAGAUCUCCAGCCCAUUUCAGCUCAGUCACGUCAUGCACAAACUCCACAAGCAGAACAAGAACACGUCACAAAGCUGCCGUCAGGUUUUUCAGAUCUCCUGUCAUAUAUCAAACAAACACCUCCCAGUUAUUUAAUUCAUUUUGAAUUCCCUGGAAAAAGUAAUUUUUCUUCUUUUUCUUUUUUCAAUGUAGUAAUCAUUUGAAGUGCAAUUGUUUAAUCCUCAUGUGCAUGGAGACAGAUUCCUCUCUGCUGUGAAAACGCCUGCGUCUGCGCUCAGUGCUCGCCCUCCUGCCGUAGUGCUCCCGGGCCAGGCUGACUGAUCUCGACACGUCAUGCUGCUCUGCAUGUUUAGUGCCCUGCAAAGCACUGCUGUCCCAGCAAGCCAAACCCAAGCCCCGUCCUCGUCUUUACCAGAUGUGCCAAUUCACAUCCUCUCCUUAAGGAAGUCUGUUUUGUUCUUUUUAAGGCUUGGGUGUCUUAAUUUGAAAUGCCUACUUUUUUUUCUUCUUCUUCUUCUUCAGUUUGCUGGUCUUAUUUCAAAGUGAAAGGACAAAAAGGGAUGUGAAGACAUGUGGCUCCAUGUGCCCUUAGAUGCAGCUUCAUCUUUUUCUUUGUUUUCUUUUUUUUUUCACCCAUCACAGGUGUGUGUUUUCACAGUAGCUUUUGCUGUUCACGUGGAAAAAGCAGUAUAUUAUGCGUCUUUGUAUCGUAGAUGUCCGCUGUUGUGUAGCACUUUGUAUGUCUUGCUCACGUGCUUGAUGAAUGAGUAAUGUAUACUUAAAAAAAAACAAAAAAACAAGUUCUGUGUGCAGUGAAAGUCCCACACACUCACGCUCCUGCUGUCUGAAACCCUCACAGCUGCUGCUCCUGGUUAAGAGUGAGUCCAGUGUGUGUGUGUGUGUGUGUGUGUGUGUAUGCUUUAGCCUUAAAACAUUUUCAGGCCAAGAAAACCAGUUUGGUUUUUUUUUAGCUUUUUCAGCCUCACGCGUUCCUCCUCCUCCUCCUCCUCCUCUUCCUCCUGCUGAACUGGACUUUUGGAGGAGAGGGAGACGAGGGGAGGGACGAAGCUACAGCUCACGUCCCACCCGGUCUGUCUGCCGUCGCCCCCGUGCUGUGUGACUCUCCUCGAGUCGUCUUCCCUUUCUUUUUCUUUUUCUUUUCUUUUUCUUCACACCGGUGACGUGUUCAUGUCAUCGACACGAGUGCCCCCGAUGGAGGCUACUGUAUGUUGACCUGGAGUAACAGAUUAACCCCUUCCCCAAAACCUCCCAGUGUGUGGUGUUAUUUGCAUGUGAUCAGGAGGGGAAAUGAACGCCAGGCGCUGACUGGAACUGAAAAUUUCACCCAGCAGUCCUGAAAAAAAACUUUAAUCUCGAGGUGGGACCUACUUCGGUUUGGUCCCAGUCACGGCGCCUGGUGAGGAAAGUUCAUCUCUCGUCCUGCAUGUGACAACUGUGGGCGUUGUUUCCAUACAGUAUAAUGCACUUUAAUCCAUCCACCUCUCUCAAGAUAGAUAUUGAAAUGACAUAUAUAGAUGUGCAAAUGUGUAUACACUCAAGCAGGGUUUUAGUCUCUUUAAAGUAGUACAGUAUCCAACACAAUGCUAUUUUUGUUAAAGUCUAAGGGUACAGCUAUUUAUUUUUUCUGUUCAAAA